Messenger RNA from Microtus ochrogaster (prairie vole), 3537 nucleotides. RefSeq names its product CCR4-NOT transcription complex subunit 10 (gene Cnot10). Gene Ontology annotation, molecular function: protein binding. Gene Ontology annotation, biological process: mRNA catabolic process; negative regulation of translation. The record is from RefSeq and is a predicted model, not a curated record. Lineage: Eukaryota; Metazoa; Chordata; Mammalia; Rodentia; Cricetidae. Gene Ontology annotation, cellular component: CCR4-NOT complex.
GACCCUUCUGUUUCUGUGAAGAAGGAUGUACAGCCAUUUCCAGCUCUUUACGUGGGGACUGAGGGUUCAAACUCACAUGGCCUUGCUGCGGAGUAGGCACUCUCACCCACGGAGCCAUCUUCAGCCCACAUAACACCUUUGACCUUGUAACUUCUUUGCAUUGUAUUGAAGCUAAUAUCAGUUUGGAUGAAUUCAGUUUUUCCUUUGGGUGGUAGAAACCACAUCUGAGCUGUCCUAGCAGCUCUCUGAUGACUUCAGUGAGGGCUUUCAUCCCAGCACUCAGAAAGUGGAGAUGAAUCGUUGAAGCUCACAUAGUGAGUUUGAGGCUAGCCUGGACUACAUGAGAGCCUGUCUCAAAAACAAAAUAAAAGAAAAUGAGAAGACAUCAUUUAAAACUUGCCUUGCCAGGCAUUGCUGAUGUUUUGUGACCACACUGUCUGGCAGUCUUAGCAUUGUGUUUCAGUCGUUCCUUGACUGCCCGCAUCCUCCAGUGAGCUUUGAAGUGUUAACAUUCUGUGUUGGAAUAUGUCUGUGCUUUCAGUUAACUGACCUCUUUCCAUUUGGAAGAGGUGUUACGUUUCUGUUCUGUGGUUGAAACCUAAAGGUGUGUGUGUGGUUAGAAAUGAAGUCUUUCAGCUUAAAGAAUGUUAAGGUUUGUGCAUCCAAGAGCUCUGUACACCUGCGUCAGCCGUGCUCUUUAGGCCAGGGCAGAAGGAAGAUGAAGCUUCUGGAGGAGCGACCGUCCCCGCUUUCCAUUGGCAACGGAGAAUACUUUUGGACAAGUAAAGACACGCUGUGGGAUUAUGUGCAGACGCUGUCUGAUCAGGGAGCCGAGAAACAUGAAGGGGCAGGCCAGUCAUCUGGGGUCACUGACCAGGAGAAGGAGCUGUCUACCAGUGCUUUCCAGGCCUUCACAUCUGGAAAUUAUGAUGCCUGUCUGCAACACCUUGCCUGUCUCCAAGAUAUAAACAAAGAUGAUUACAAAAUAAUUUUGAAUACAGCAGUAGCUGAAUUUUUUAAAAAUAAUCAAACAACAACAGACAAUUUGAGACAAACACUUAACCAGCUGAAGAAUCAGGUUCACUCAGCUGUUGAAGAGAUGGAUGGAUUAGAUGACGUUGAAAACAGCAUGUUGUAUUAUAAUCAAGCAGUCAUUCUUUAUCAUCUGCGGCAGUAUACAGAGGCCAUAUCUGUUGGUGAAAAGCUUUAUCAGUUUAUAGAACCAUUUGAAGAAAAAUUUGCCCAAGCAGUGUGCUUUCUGCUUGUGGACUUGUAUAUAUUAACCCACCAAGCUGAGAAAGCUCUGCAUCUUCUUGCUGUCCUAGAAAAAAUGAUAUCACAGGGCAGCAGCAACAAAAACGGGAAGAACGAGACUGGCAAUAACAGCAGCAAAGAUGGAUCUAAUCCUAAGGCUGAGAGUGGAGCACUAAUAGAGGCUGCAAAGUCCAAGAUUCACCAGUACAAAGUCAGAGCAUACAUCCAGAUGAAGUCCCUGAAAGCGUGCAAACGGGAAAUCAAGUCUGUCAUGAACACAGCUGGAAAUUCUGCACCCUCCCUGUUUCUUAAAAGCAAUUUUGAGUACUUAAGGGGCAAUUAUCGAAAAGCAGUGAAGCUGUUAAAUAGUUCAAACAUUGCCGAGCAUCCAGGCUUCAUGAAAACAGGUGAAUGCUUGAGGUGCAUGUUCUGGAAUAAUCUUGGUUGCAUCCAUUUUGCCAUGAGCAAGCACAAUUUGGGGAUUUUCUACUUUAAGAAGGCUCUGCAAGAAAAUGACAAUGUCUGUGCCCAACUCAGUGCAGGUGGCUCUGAUCCAGGCAAAAAGUUUUCUGGAAGACCCAUGUGUACAUUGCUAAGCAACAAAAGGUAUGAGCUGCUCUAUAACUGUGGGAUCCAGCUGCUACACAUCGGGAGGCCUCUUGCAGCCUUCGAGUGUCUGAUUGAAGCUGUUCAGGUUUAUCAUGCAAAUCCCCGGCUUUGGCUACGACUGGCUGAAUGCUGCAUUGCUGCCAAUAAAGGGACUUCUGAGCAAGAAACUAAAGGUCUUCCUACCAAAAAGGGAAUUGUACAGUCUAUUGUUGGUCAAGGAUAUCACCGUAAGAUCGUUCUGGCAUCACAGUCUAUUCAGAACACUGUCUACAAUGAUGGGCAGUCUUCAGCUAUUCCUGUAGCAAGUGUGGAGUUUGCAGCCAUCUGUCUCAGAAAUGCCUUGUUGCUAUUACCCGAAGAACAGCAAGACCCAAAGCAGGAAAAUGGCUCCAAGAACAGCAGCCAGCUAGGAGGAAACACCGAAAGCAGCGAGAGCAGUGAGCCGUGCAGCAGUAAAAGCCAUGAUGGAGAUAAGUUCAUCCCAGCUCCACCUUCUUCUCCACUGAGGAAGCAGGAAUUAGAAAACCUAAAGUGCUCCAUCCUUGCUUGCAGUGCUUACGUGGCUCUAGCCUUAGGUGAUAACCUCAUGGCUUUGAAUCAUGCAGACCAGCUCCUCCAGCAGCCCAAGCUGUCGGGCUCUCUUAAGUUUUUGGGCCAUUUAUAUGCUGCAGAAGCCCUCAUCUCUCUCGACAGAAUAUCUGAUGCCAUUACACACCUGAAUCCAGAGAAUGUCACUGAUGUCUCCUUAGGGAUCUCCUCAAAUGAGCAGGACCAAGGAUCAGACAAGGGUGAAAAUGAAGCAAUGGAAUCCUCCGGCAAGCGCGCCCCUCAGUGCUACCCCAGUUCUGUCAACUCUGCCCGGACUGUGAUGCUCUUCAAUCUGGGCAGUGCCUACUGCCUGAGGAGCGAGUAUGAUAAAGCCCGGAAGUGUCUGCACCAGGCGGCUUCAAUGAUCCAUCCUAAAGAGGUGCCCCCUGAGGCCAUCCUGCUGGCGGUCUACCUUGAACUGCAGAACGGCAACACACAGCUGGCCCUGCAGAUGAUCAAGCGGAACCAGCUGCUCCCCACAGUGAAGGCCCACUCCGAUGUGAGGAAGAAGCCCGUGUUCCAGCCUGUGCAUCCCAUCCAACCCAUCCAGAUGCCCUCAUUCACCACCGUGCAGAGGAAGUGAGAGCUUGCUUUGGGGGAACUGUUAACUUGAGGCCCAGGGCGUGGUCAGCGGCCUCUCGGCUGUCCUACAGGACAGCCAAUAAAGAAAACAGGUGGGAAGGUGCUGCCUUUGAAAACAGUUUGAGACUGUUGGACCCCACUGGAAUUUUUGCCAGAGGUUUACUUAAAAUUAAGGACUAAUAAACCCACUUUCCGUUUUUAUUUGCGAGACUUUUACUUCUGACCCAUUAUGUGGUAUGUCUGUGUCCAGGCAUUAAAAAUGUUCUUUUCAGAACAGUGUUGUCAUCUUUCUUUCCGCCGUUGGAAUUAUCUAGUGAGAGUUAAUGUCAAAACUGUAAAAAAAAAAAAAAAAGACCAACAGAACAGAGCAUCAGCUCUAGUCAGUCCAGAAACUGACCCUGGGGUAAAGGAGAUAGAGUAGAUUCAUGCUCACCCACAGGGUCUGUCUUAGUCACUGUUCUGUUGUUGUGAAGAGAUGCCAUGACCAAGGCAACUUAAGAAAGU